AUGGUUGUCUACUCCUUCUACAUCUUCGACCGCCACACCGAAUGCGUCUACGUCAAGUCGUGGAUGGCGCCCGACGGCCCCGGAACAACCGCGCCCGUCCUGUCCACCUCCUCCGACGACGCCAAGCUCGUCUUCGGAACCGUCUUCUCUCUCCGCAACAUGGUCCGCAAGCUCGGCGGCGACGACGACGCCUUCAUCAGCUACCGCACGGGGCAGUACAAGCUGCACUUUUACGAGACGCCCGCCAACCUCCGCUUCGUCAUGCUUACGGACACGGGCUCGGCCAGCAUGCGGAAUGUGCUGCAUCAGAUUUACAUCAACCUGUGGGUGGAAUAUGUCGUUAAGAAUCCGCUUGCACCGGUCGAGCACAAGGGGGGCGCGGGUGUCAACAACGAGCUCUUUGAACUUGGGCUGGACCAGUUUAUAAGGGGCAUGAUAAUCUGGCCGCCUCUGGUCAAAAUGCCUAUACCUACAAGAGAGGAGAGGUGUAAGCGGCGAGGCGCCCGUGGGGAUGCACGAUUCGGGAAGCUCUCGUUAGGUGACUUUGAAGAAUCCACGGGCCGUGGCACCCAGACCAAUCUGUCUGUGGUUGGAGCCGCAGAAUCUGGGGCACAGGCUCGCCAGAGAGAUAAUCCUCAUCCCUAA
Molecule: messenger RNA, 645 nt
Organism: Trichoderma aggressivum f. europaeum
Lineage: Eukaryota; Fungi; Ascomycota; Sordariomycetes; Hypocreales; Hypocreaceae
Exons: 4
Coding region: 1-645 (214 amino acids)
Biological process (GO): endoplasmic reticulum to Golgi vesicle-mediated transport
Cellular component (GO): TRAPP complex
Source: RefSeq, a predicted model, not a curated record